Molecule: messenger RNA, 2358 nt
Organism: Fonsecaea multimorphosa CBS 102226
Lineage: Eukaryota; Fungi; Ascomycota; Eurotiomycetes; Chaetothyriales; Herpotrichiellaceae
Exons: 3
Coding region: 1-2358 (785 amino acids)
Source: RefSeq, a predicted model, not a curated record
AUGGGGUGGGUUAAUUCACCGACAUUUUCGCCCACCAGUGCUGACUCUCCUGCUAUUAGGUCUUCAGGUCGUCACAGUCAUACACACAUUGACAUUACCCACAUUUCUCGUUCUCCCUCCCCCGGCUCGCAAGAAGACGAGCUCCACGAAAACGGUGUCCAGGUCUCCGCUGGCGUCUCCCCCCAAUAUUCGAUCCUCCAGCCGACGCAAAGUCAGAGCGGUUCCUCCUCCCACCAAGGUGACUUUGUGCAAGUGCUAUACCCGAGCGAACUUGGAGAGCCCGAUGGCUCAGAUUCCGCCUCAAGAGUAGACCACCGUGAAAGAGUGCAGCAAUACGAGUCUCGGUCCAAUUCAGCAAGACGACAGACGGUGCACCGCCAGCAAGCUAUACGCGAGCCCGCUCGCAGUCGCACUCGAGAGUUGCAAGAUACAUCCCCGACUGAGAGUGGGGAUUCGACCGAGGAGUUCCUUGCCAGGCGGGACCUGGGCUCUCACAUGCCUCGUCCUCAAUCAUAUUAUGGGCACAACGGGUAUACUCACAGCAGUUCGUCCGCUUCAUACCCCUAUCCUCCUGUGCCACAUCCCGCAAAUCAGGUGAUCGCCCUUCAACCGCAACCACUGGCUAUGCCAUAUCCCGCCCCCUAUCCGCAAGGCCAGCCAGUGCCAUAUCCUCCUCAUGCUGCGUACCCUGGUGGCUUCAGUCACCAUGCUCCUUCACAAGUGAGCGCUCCAUACACAUCAUCGCCUUACGGUCCGGCGACAGUCGUCAACUAUGGUGUUCCCCCACCGCCAGCGAGCUAUUAUUCUCCCCAAUAUCCUCCGCCCUUCGGUGCCCAGCAGUAUCCGCCACACUACAUGCAGUACCCUCAACAAAUGCCUUACCCAUACUUUGCUCCACCACUUGCGCCUUCUCCGCAGCCAGGUUCUGCAAGUGCCUCUGCCGAAAAACUUGAAGCAAAGAAUAACGAUGACCUUGUUAGACGCUUCAAGGACAUGAUGAAAGAAGAUCAGCUUGCCAAGGACGCAGAAGCAGCCUCGCUCGCAGAACAAGAAACCCGUCUUCGGGAACAAGCACUCAGGCAGGUUGAGGAGAAGGUUCGACAGGCUGAGGAGAAGGCCCGUCAGGCCGAGGAAAAAGCGCGACAAGAUGAAAGGGCCCGACAGGAUGCCCUUCUUCAGGCCGAGGAGAAAGUUCGGCAAGCGGAAGAGAAGGCUCGACAGGAAGCGAUACGUCAAGCCGAAGAGAAAGUCCGACAAGACGCUCUACGUGCGGAAGAAGAGAAACGGAUUCGGGAACAGGCCCUAGUCCAUGCAGCAGAAAAGGCUCGAGCAGCAGAAGCAGCUGCGGCAGCACGCAUGGAAGAAGAGCGGCGGAUUCGAGAAGAAGCUGUACGGGCUGCAGAGGCAAAGGCUCGUGCUGAGGCUGCGGCAGAGGCAGAGCGUAGGGCCGCAGAAAAACGAAUCCGAGAAGAAGCGAGACAGGAAGCAAUUCGGGCUUACGAAGAGCAAGUCCGAGCGGCGGCGGAACAAGCCGCACGAGAACAGCAGAUUCGCAAAGAGGCUGCAGAAGCUGCCCUGAAAGCUGCUGCGGAAGAGGCCGCUGCGAAGGCAGAAAAGGCCGCACUCGAGAAGAAAAUUGCCGACGACGCUGCAGCGGCUGCGAAGACCGCAGCCGAGAAAGAGGCUGCUGAGGCUGCUGCUGCUGCUAGAGAGGAGGCAAAAAAGGUGAAGGAAGAGGCUGAAGCCAAGCUCAAGGAGGCCGAGGAAGCAGCGGCCAAAGCCAAGGCAGAAGCCGAAGAGGCGGAAAAGAAAGCCGCUGCUGCAAAGGGCCCCGAAAAGAAGGCUCCGGUCAGAUUCAAAGAUGCCAUUGGGCGGAAUUACAAUUUCCCCUGGGAUCGAUGUUGCAAGUGGAGGGAUAUGGAAAAUCUGAUCAUCCAAGCAUUUGCGCACAUCGAAAACCUUGCAGAGCAUGUGACAGCGGGCCGUUACGACCUGAUCGGCCCUGACAAAGAGAUCAUCAUGCCCAACUACUGGGAAUCAACCAUCGAGCCAGAUAUGCACAUCACAAUGAUGCUGUGGCCCAUUCCCGAACCCAAGGAAGAAAUUAUAGAGGAGCCGCUGCCGCCUCCGCCUCCGGAGAUGUUAGACGGUGGUAUUCUCAAUCUAGAUGAUAUAAUCAACCCGCCGAAGGGGAAAAAAGGCCCCAAAAAGAAGAAACCGACCGGAGGCAUCGCCGGCUGGAUGCUGGGAGGAGCAGCCGGUCGGCCAUCGCGGCCUUUAAAAGGUGAUAAAAAGCCUGAUGUGGCCGCUAAAUCUCAGCACGGUGCCACUGACGACAGUGCAUGCAUCGUUAUGUGA